Messenger RNA from Scatophagus argus, 2909 nucleotides. RefSeq lists its product as uncharacterized. Bases 411 to 1067 code for a protein of 218 amino acids. NCBI's taxonomy places the organism in Eukaryota, Metazoa, Chordata, Actinopteri, Scatophagidae. The record is from RefSeq and is a predicted model, not a curated record. The transcript has 6 exons. Gene Ontology annotation, molecular function: zinc ion binding; DNA binding.
AACCAGCUAGGACACUGUGGGGAAGCGCUCUGUUUUUUGGGGCUGGCUCAUUAUGCUAGCGAUCCCGCUAACGUUAGCCGGCUAACACUAGCGUUUAUUCGAUUUUAAACAGUGGAUUUGUUUACGGUUUGUCGCUAAGAGCGCAGUAUUUUUUAUUUUCUCGAUUUUUAUUAUGAUAGAAGGCCACCGAGCGAGUUCUGUCCUUUCUUUUGGAUUGGUAUUCAGUGUCAGACAGACAAAACAUCUAGUGAGGCUGCUAAUGUUACAGUGUUUGCUUUGAGCUAUGCAAGCAUAGGACGCCAAUUGUUUUCUGCUGCGGUCAAACUCAAACUGGGGACAAUCAGCUGGAAGUUGUUAAGCUUGUUAAAUUGAAUAUCCUCUCCCAUCCCCCUUACCCCCUCUGUCAGAGCAUGGCUCAGGAGACCAAUCAGACGCAGGUGCCAAUGCUUUGCACUAUGGGAUGUGGUUUCUAUGGUAACCCCCGCACCAACGGCAUGUGCUCGGUCUGCUACAAGGAACACCUGCAGAGACAACAGGGAGGGGGGCGAUCCAGCCCCCCGGGAGAGAAAGCUGCUACAUCACCGGCAGGAUCACCAGGGUCAGCUGGUGUGACUGUGGAGAGUACAAACUCAGAACCCAGCACAGAGGUAGCAGGGACUCCACCUGAGGAACAAACGACCAGUCCCAGCUCACCCAGUCCAGUAACUCAACAGAUGACAGCUAUGAGCAUCUCCCAGGAUUCAGGAGCUGUAGACUCUGAUCGAGCAGAGGCUGAGGAGGGAGAAGAGGAAGGUGCUUCCAACAGCACAGAGCCAGUCGGGGAAGCAGCACAGACUUUGUCUGAUAAUGACCAAACUCCUGAUAAAAACAAGAAAAAGAACCGCUGCUUUUCUUGCCGGAAGAAAGUGGGCCUUACUGGUUUCGACUGUCGCUGCGGCAACCUGUUCUGUGCCAUUCACCGUUAUUCUGACAAACACGACUGUCCCUAUGAUUACCGGAGUGCAGCUGCUGCCCGCAUACGCAAGGAGAACCCCAUCGUGGUGGCUGAGAAAAUUCAAAAGUUAUGAGGACUGAGCGCAAAGAAAGAGUCUCUGACUUAAUGAAUUUGAACAAUGUCGACUUGGAUGAAAACACCUGAUAUCAUGGCUUCAUUUGUUCAUGGUAGUCUAAGAUGGGCGGGGUGGGGUGGUAAGGUCACAGCCACUGUCCAGGCGCUUCCCUUAUUAGCAUCUCCCUCUCUCUCCACUAGUGACUGCGGCUGAACCUGAGUGUUUCUGUGUGUGUGUUUGUAUGAACGUGUGUGUGCAUAUUUGCUUGAGAGUCGGGGAGAAAGCCGUGGGGGAUUGGUGGACAUUGGUGUUGCUGUGGUGCGGGAAGGCAUUUGAUUUUACCCCUUUUUGUUUCUCAACUUGGGGGGUCGUGUGAGCUUAUUUUUAUACAGUCCCUGUAUGGUAGUUGAAAUGAGAGGGGAGAGGUAAGCUGUUAAAGAAUGUGACACAAUAAUGACCAAGAGCUCAAUUAAGGUCUUGUGAGUUUUUAUUUAAAAAAAAACAAAAAAAACCUGACUUGGAGAUUUGGUGUAUCAGCAAGACCUUUCAAGGGCUUUGGAAUCUACAUUUUUCUCCCAGACUGAAAAUGAUGUCAACUUCUUGUCAAAUUGGCAUAUUUUUUUUCUUCCCACUUCUUUUCUCUAUGGGUCACCACAUGUUCAACUCCCAAGUCUCAGCAUUUUCCAGAAACCUUUCUCUUUGAUAUAUUGACUUAUCAUACUGGUAUUGGGUGCAUGAACAAUUAAUGCAGAGGGAAGGUAGGGGAGGGCAAGGGCAUGGGCAUGGGAAGCUGAGAACCUUGACUUAACUGAGUGAUUGAAUUCUGUGUUUUUCUUUUAUUUCUUUUUUUUUCUGUUUUAAUGAGCGUAUGACAUCAGAAGAUCUAUAUUAAUAUAUUGUAGUUAGCUUGAAUUGUGUGAUUGCAUUCUAUUUAUUUUUUAUCGUUUGGUUGGUCUGUGCUGGAGGAUUGGCAGCAUGUGUCGGCAAAUCAUUAAGGUUUGCACUUAACCUUUUCAAUUAUAUUUAAGUGACUACAUCUUGAUUAUAUAACCAUUCAAUAAAAAAUACACAAGCUCUGAUGAUGGGGUAGAGUCCAGUUAAACUGUUACAACUACAACUGUGCAGUAAAAUGUCCAUUAUUUUGGAUUUGGAAACAAAGCACAACAGAGUGUGUCAGCUGCAGAGCACAAACUAAUGUGCCACACCUACUCGGUUUUGUUCAGCAUCUCGGUCAUUCGCAGUUUGUAUCUGAUCUGUAUAGCAAGCUUGCUGAAGAAAUUGCCUUUUUGUUGGAUUGAUGAGAUGUUUAGUACGGCGCCGUGUUCUCCUUGAAUGCCCUUUUCUAUUCUGUGGAGAGUGAAGCUCCAUGAUCCUCUAACCACCAGCAGACCACUGACACAUGCUGAAUGAAAACUGACCUGGGCAGUUAUCUCUACACAUUGACACACCUCCUGCUCAGCUAAAGUAAAGAUUGUUGCAGUGCUACAGAGUUGCGUGCUGCGCUUUUGCAAUGUGCUCAGAUUAAGGCGAGUCCUUACCAUGAAGAGCGCUUCUCGCCAGCUUCUUCUAGGAAGAUCAAUCUUAAGUGCAUGUGUGCAGUCAAACCUAUCAUCUACCUACUGUUUUGUAACUGACUGCACAGUUUGAAAUUAAGCUGAAAUGUUUAAAAGGCCACAAAGCAGUAGCACAAUGCAUGGCUGGCGAGUUAACAGGACUCUACAGUUUCUUUUCCAAAUGUAAAUACCAUAUGGCUCCUGUUCAUAUAGUAUAAUCUUAAUGUAGACGUUUGACAGAUAAUAAAGAUGGGGGACAAAGGUGGAGAAUAGUAGUAUGUGUAUAAAAUUGCUUUCAUAAUUAUCC